GCCGCUAUUGUCUUUUGUCUCCUCCUCCCAACAAAGUACUUUGCACAAAAACGAGAGAGAGAGAGAGAGAUGAGAGAAAUUCAAAAUUUAGACAAGAACAGAAGUUUCUCAGAGUCCCAACUCCUUAUCUAAUUCAUUCAUACUCUCAAAAUAUAGUCUUUCUGUCUCCUCUCACAAUAUUAUUAUAUAUAUGAGAGAAGAAAAAAAAAACUAAUGAAUAAACUUUCUCUCUUAAUGCCCACAUGGGCAUUAAUCAUUACCAUCUUGUUCUCACACAUCAUUGAUGCAAGACCAGAGUCGUCUCCUUCCAACGUUUCCGGUCAUGUUCUUGCUAAGGAAGAAGAACCCGUUUCUCAGUUUUCUACAAUGGAUGCUGAAUCUCCAGCAGCAGGAAACCCCGAGGUUAGAGUAGUGCAUCACCAUGAUUUGAACAAGAGAAUUCUUAUUGCUCUAAUUGUUGCUUCCACUUUCCUUGGUGGAUUCUUGCUGUUUCUCUCUUGCUUUUGGAUAUAUAGACGUAGAAAGUUGAGAGACUCCAAUGGGAAGAGCCAAAAGAAAAAGGAAGAGGCUGCAAAAGGGUUAUCAUUGAGUUCAGCAAUGGUGGGAUUUAGCUCCUCACGGAUGGGAAGUAGUAGGAAGGGCUCAGUGUCUAUUUUCGAUUAUCAUACAUUGGAAGCUGCAACUAACAAAUUCGCUAGAAGUAAUGUUCUGAUUGAGGGUGGUUCUGGGAUUGUUUACAAAGCUCUUUUGGAUGAAAAAGUUCUUGUUGCUGUGAAGAAAGUAGAUGUUACUACUGGACCAGAUGCUGAAAGAAAAUUUAAUAAUGAGGUGAAAUGGCUGAGCAAAAUUUGGCAUCAGAACAUCAUCAAACUUUUGGGAUAUUGCAUUCAUGACCAAACAAGGUUCCUUGUCUAUGAAUUGAUGCAGAAUGGAUCAUUAGAAACUCAGCUACAUGGACCUACUCAAGGAUCAGCUCUAACUUGGCAUCUCAGGCUGAAAAUUGCUGUUGAUGUUGCCAGGGGGUUGGAAUAUCUUCAUGAGAACUGUAAUCCUCCUGUGGUACAUAGAGAUCUACAAUUGUCUAACAUUCUUCUGGAUUCUAACUUUAGUGCAAAGCUUUCCCAUUUUGGAAUUGCUGUAACUUUUGGGAUUGAAAACAAGGACAGCAUAGAAGUGUCAGAAACUUCAGCUUAUGUAGCUCCAGAGUACAUUUUGGAUGGAAAAUUAACUGAUAAAAGUGAUGUCUAUGCUUUUGGGAUGGUUCUUUUUGAGCUCCUCAUUGGAAGAAAGCUUGUUGAAUAUAAGACACCAGAUCAGAACCAGUCUCUAGUGAAGAGGGCAAUGCCUCAGCUCACUGACAGAACAAGGCUUCCAAACGUUGUGGAUCCUGUGAUAAAAAACACCAUGGAUUUAAAACACCUCUACCAGGUCGCUGCAGUGGCAGUUCUAUGUGUGCAACCAGAGCCAAGUUACCGACCUUUGAUAACCGAUGUGCUGCAUUCACUUAUCCCUCUUGUGCCUUUGGAACUCGGAGGAUCUCUAAGAGUAACAGAGCCAAUCUCCUCUGUCUGCUCCAACCCUUCUGAUCAGUGAUUUAAAAACCUUUGAUCUGUGUUUCGUGGAUGUUCUAUUCCCACCACAGAAUAUUUAUAGUGUAAUUGCUUUAAGAGGGUACAUAGCCUUAGUCAUUAGACGCUGGAUAGUUGGAUUCUGAUGCAGAAAAAUUGCAAAUUUAUACUAGACAUUUUUUUUUUCUUACUAUUAUUACAGUUGUAAAUUGAACUAAAUUAAUUGAAGUUGAGAUCAUCAUCUUUAUUUU
This is a messenger RNA of Humulus lupulus (European hop), 1819 nucleotides long. RefSeq names its product probable receptor-like protein kinase At1g80640. The transcript is spliced from 10 exons. The record is from RefSeq and is a predicted model, not a curated record. Gene Ontology annotation, biological process: protein phosphorylation. Bases 214 to 1593 code for a protein of 459 amino acids. NCBI's taxonomy places the organism in Eukaryota, Viridiplantae, Streptophyta, Magnoliopsida, Rosales, Cannabaceae. Gene Ontology annotation, molecular function: protein kinase activity; ATP binding.